CAAUUUUGGUUGUGUCAAAUAUAUAUUACCCUUUGAAAAGUUAUCUAUAGUAAACGGGUCAGAAGGAAGCCGGAUUCCAAUAAAUGUUGAUUUGUUAUGCUAGAAGUUUCUUUUAAUUUAAAGUACUUCCUCGAGGUUGCCCAAGAAACGAGAGCAGCGAUGUCUGCAGCACCGACUUAUUCCUCUUCUAGUUUGCCCGAAUCAGACUCCCACCGCUAUCUCCUCAAGGAGGUGAGAAGUCACGAGGUUUCCAUAGCCGAGCUCAGUAAUCUUCCUGCUUCUCGGGCUGUCUACCAGAGAAAUGGCAAUCUAUUCUUCCGUACAACUUUUCAGAAAGCAAUAGCAUCGGAACAAAGUAAAAUAUUCUCUAACAAGUGGACAUGGUCAAAUCUAAGCUACAAAAAUUAAGCUCCUAGUGAGUCAUCAAGAUCCAUUCAGUUUGAGAGGAGGGCGGGGAAGAGGUAAAACUAACUCUUUGCUUGUGGAGAGCGUGAAUUUGACUUUGCUGUUAAUAAGCAGUUUUGGAGAUCAUAUACCUGUUGAAGUUGGUGCUACCAUAGUUUUUUUUUGGCUUUAAAAUCUUGUGGAAGAUGUUUUGAAAGCUUGGUAGUAUUACCAUAUUGUUACAAUUAUAUUGAUCAUCUAUCAUUUCAAUUUGCUACUGAGAUUACGGACUUGUGUAAUUUUAUCAAGUUAUUUAAUCAACUAUUACAUCUA
Solanum dulcamara is the source of this 717-nucleotide messenger RNA. RefSeq lists its product as uncharacterized. The transcript is spliced from 4 exons. Bases 97 to 408 code for a protein of 103 amino acids. The record is from RefSeq and is a predicted model, not a curated record. NCBI's taxonomy places the organism in Eukaryota, Viridiplantae, Streptophyta, Magnoliopsida, Solanales, Solanaceae.